AUGAAGCUGUGGUUGACUUUAUUGCUGCUUAUCUGUGCGACAGGUAAAAGGGACAGAAUGAUUUAUUUUCUUAACUUGUUAAUUGGGAAUAAUGUACACAGUAGCAGUGUAUUAAAUGAAAUAUGCAGAUUGGAUGUGCUUAUUCAGUCAACUAAAUUUAUGUGUUUCUACAUGACAUACAAGAGAUUAAUUUACAUUAGCUACAAGUAAGUUAAUGGUGUUAGAUUGUGUUUACCUAUUUCAUGACAUUAUUUAUUGUUAUUUUCAGGUUUCUCCAGCUCAGACAAAGUCACCCAGACCCAAAGCGAAAUAAUUGCUGCAGAGGGAAGUCUGGCUCCAUUUUACUGUAAAUAUGAAACACAAUAUAGCAACCCAGAUCUUUUCUGGUACGUGCAUCAGCCAGGCAAGGCCCCUCGUUCUAUUAUUUGGAGAACUGAAUACAGCAAGGUAGAACCGGAACCUGGUACCCGGUAUGCCUCCAAACUGGAUAAAGAAACCACCUCCAUCUACCUGAAUAUUUCUGAUGUCACAGUGUCUGACUCUGGGGUGUAUUAUUGUGCUCUGAGGCCCACAGUGUCUGUGUCUGCAGACUGCACUGUACAAGAAGCUCUGACACACGGCUGA
Pelobates cultripes (western spadefoot toad) is the source of this 624-nucleotide messenger RNA. NCBI's taxonomy places the organism in Eukaryota, Metazoa, Chordata, Amphibia, Anura, Pelobatidae. The record is from the annotation of a GenBank genome assembly.